AUGGACCACAAGGUAUCUAAGGACUGUCCGAAGGCGCACAUUGAGAUCGUGGAAGGCGAUUUACAACAGAAUUCCGGGCAAAACAAGACCACCUCCCAGGAAAUCGCAGGAUCAAACACGCCCCAAUUCAAACUGUAUAAACGAAGAUAUUUCGGCGUAGUAGGAAUUGUCUUCCUCAGCAUUUUCGCAGGCGCAAACUUGUCCUGGUUCGGACCGAUUGCAAAUAGUUCAUCACAAACUUUCGAUAUAUCGCUCGACCAAGUGAACUGGCUUGGGAACAUUGUCGGUUGUACAUACCUUAUCGUUACACCAGUCAUUCCUGGUCUGUGUUCACGCUACAAUAUACGGAGAUGCUACGAGAUCGGUGUGGUAUUUCUUGUGAUUUCAGCCUGGGUACGAUUCGCGGGUACGGCACGCUCGCUUUCCCCUCAGGGAGCUUAUGCUCUACUCUUGAUUGGUCAGUUCUUGAGCUCAAUACCGCAGGUUCUCUUCCUGGUCCUUGCACCCACAUUCUCUGAGACUUGGUUUGAUAUGAAGGGCCGCACGACUGCCACGAUGAUUAUGUCAAUCGCAACCCCGGUGGGUAAUGCUGUUGGACAACUUAUCUCGCCUUCGUUACAUGAUACUCGUACCUCUGUAUUGGUCCUGGGAAUUCUUUCGACGGCUGUUGCUCCGUUUGUGUUUCUUGUUGGAGCCAAACCGCCUACUCCUCCUUCGUAUGCAGGAUCUCAAGCAACCCACUCAUUAAUGACCACACUCCGCGCCGUCGUUGGACGUUUGCCACAUCGCCGGUCAAUUCACGAUACAGGUGCUACGAUGGUCCAGGGCGAGACCACCGGUACAUCUAAAGAAACCAAAGAAGCCAAUGUAGAAGUACUAGAUGUAUACAUGACGCUUCGGGAGAGGAUCGACUUUAUAAUGCUCACUCUUGCGUUCACCGGGCUCGUUUCUGGGGUGAAUACGUUCUCGCUCCUUUCAAAUGAAAUAUUGGAGCCAUACGGCUACUCAGAAAGAAUUGCUGGACUCAUGGGAUCCUCCCUUCUGCUUUCGGGACUCGUAGUUUCCUUUACCACGUCCAUGUUAUUUGACCGCGUGCUGACCCACCAUCUCGGCCUGGCUGCCCGAACUUUUGUGCCGAUCGUUGCAGCAGCAUGGCUAGGUCUAAUCUGGGCUGCAAGGCCACACAAUACUGGGGCACUGUUUGCAAUCUUCGUAAUCAUUGGUGUAUGCUCAAUCAGCAUGCUUCCGAUAGCACUCGAGCUCGGUUGCGAACUAACAAGGAAUAGUGGUGCGAGCUCUGCCAUUCUUUGGUUCAGCGCGAACUUGGGUGGGAUCAUUUUCGUCUUAGUCAUGUCCGCUCUGCGUGCUUCUUCAUCCGCAACGCCACCACGUAACAUGCAUCGUGCUUUGAUUUUUAACGGAGCAACCAUCUUCUCAUGUACAAUCCUCAUUCUCUUCUUCCGUGGACGACAACGUCGUCGUGAGAAAGACGUGCUGGUCGCUGGACAUACACUGUAG
Molecule: messenger RNA, 1518 nt
Organism: Fomitiporia mediterranea MF3/22
Lineage: Eukaryota; Fungi; Basidiomycota; Agaricomycetes; Hymenochaetales; Hymenochaetaceae
Product: MFS general substrate transporter
Exons: 11
Coding region: 1-1518 (505 amino acids)
Biological process (GO): transmembrane transport
Cellular component (GO): membrane
Molecular function (GO): transmembrane transporter activity
Source: RefSeq, a predicted model, not a curated record